AUGUCGUCCAUCAAGCAGGACACCAUCUUCUACGACCAUCACCAACAUGUCAACGAUCUCCGCCAGGUCCCUUCGGAUGAAGAGAAACAUGCUGCUCUCGACCGGUUCGCGACGAAUGUGCCGCUGAUCGAUGAGCCGUUGGACGAGGACCCGGAGUUCACGUACAAGGAGCAGAGGAAGAUUAUUCAUCGUAUCGAUCGACGACUUAUCCUGGCGACGGGAUUGAUGUAUUGCGUUUCCGGGUUGGAUCGAGGGAAUCUUCCGAAUGCUGCGAUUGCGGGUAUGACCAAGGACUUGGAGUUGAAUGUUGGGUAUCGAUAUUCCAUUGUCGCUCUGGUGUUCUUCAUCACCUAUGCGCUCAGUCAACCUCCCGCGACGAUCUUGACCCGCAUCCUCGGUCCGCGCAUUUUCCUGCCGGCGUUGUGCUGUUCGUGGGGCAUUGUUAUGAUUGGGUUUGGGUUUCCGAAGGUUUGGACGCCGUUGGUACCUUUGCGUUUGCUGUUGGGAUUGUUUGAGGCCGGCAUGUUCCCUGGCAGUGUCUACGUGAUCUCCACUUGGUACUCGCGAUACGAUCAGCAGAAACGGUUCGCGGCAUUCUUCAUCUUCACCAUGCUCACGUCCGGCUGCGGUGGUAUUCUGGCUGUUGGACUCGAGCAAAUGGAUGGUUUGGGUGGAUACGCUGGAUGGCGGUGGUUGUUCAUCAUGGAAGGAAUCUUGACCGUCGUCAUCGGUGUGAUAGGCUACGUCCUCAUGAUUGAUUUCCCCGAUCGAGCGAUCAAGGGAAAGCACUGGCAUUUCUUGAAGGAAAAUGAAAUCCUCUUCAUCAUGCGCCGUAUCAAGAAAGACAGGAAUGAUGGAGAAGCCGAGCCGUGGAAUUUCCGAAAGUGGCUCUCUGCGGGUGCGGAUCCCAAAGUGUGGUCAUUCGCCCUCAUAUUCUUCGCCCUCACAACCUCCGGCUACGCCCUCUCCUACUUCCUCCCCUCCCUCCUCCGCGAAAACAUGGGCUUCACCAUCAACGAGUCCCAAAUGCUGACCGCUCCCCAACACGUCUUCGCUGCCAUCCUCCUCGCCCUCUUCGCCUGGGUCGGCGACAAAUACCACAUCCGCGGCCCCAUGCUGCUGGUCAACGCGGCAAUGGGUCUCACCGGCUGCGCGCUGGUCGGCUACUCUCAAGCCGUCGGCGCGCGAUUCUUCGGCACAUUCCUUAUCUGCGGUGGAUCCAGUGGUGCGAUCCCUACUUGCGUGGCGUAUCAGGCGAAUAAUAUCCGUGGGCAGUGGAAGCGUGCUUUCACGAGCGCGACGCUGGUUGGGUUUGGAGCUCUGGGUGGGAUUGCUGGGAGUCUGGUUUUCCGUACCCAGGAUAAGCCGGAUUAUAAGCCGGGUAUUUGGGCGUGCAUGGCUUGUAAUGGGUUGAUUGCGGUGCUGGUUUGUGUCAAUACGUGGCACUUUAGGAGGGAGAAUGCAAGAGCCGAUCGUGGGGAGAAGAUCUUGGAGGGAGAGCCGAGUUUUAGGUAUACCAUUUGA
Molecule: messenger RNA, 1524 nt
Organism: Zymoseptoria tritici IPO323
Lineage: Eukaryota; Fungi; Ascomycota; Dothideomycetes; Mycosphaerellales; Mycosphaerellaceae
Exons: 6
Coding region: 1-1524 (507 amino acids)
Biological process (GO): transmembrane transport
Cellular component (GO): membrane
Molecular function (GO): transmembrane transporter activity
Source: RefSeq, a predicted model, not a curated record